This is a messenger RNA of Strongylocentrotus purpuratus (purple sea urchin), 3112 nucleotides long. RefSeq names its product selenocysteine-specific elongation factor (gene eefsec). Bases 4 to 1839 code for a protein of 611 amino acids. Lineage: Eukaryota; Metazoa; Echinodermata; Echinoidea; Camarodonta; Strongylocentrotidae. The record is from RefSeq and is a predicted model, not a curated record. Gene Ontology annotation, biological process: selenocysteine incorporation. Gene Ontology annotation, molecular function: GTPase activity; translation elongation factor activity; GTP binding. The transcript is spliced from 16 exons.
UCUAUGAAAGGUUUAUUUUGCAGAGCAGAAAUCAGAGUGAGAGAAAAAUUAAACAGAAUCGACUUGAAUAUAUGUGAAAGGAUGGCCACAACAAAGCUGUUGAAUUUCAACGUUGGUGUUCUUGGCCAUGUUGACAGUGGGAAAACCUCACUUGCCAAGGCACUCAGCACAACAGCAUCUACAGCAGCUUUUGAUAAAAAUCCACAAAGUAAAGAGAGAGGGAUCACAUUGGAUCUAGGAUUUUCUUCAUUUUCUGUUGAUGUUCCUGAUCACAUACCAGCCAGUGAUUAUGACAAACUACAGUUUACCUUAGUGGAUUGCCCAGGCCAUGCCUCUCUCAUCAAGACCAUCAUUGGAGGAGCACAAAUCAUUGAUCUCAUGAUGCUGGUCAUAGAUGUAACAAAAGGAAUGCAGACACAAUCAGCAGAGUGUUUGGUGAUAGGUCAGAUUGCUUGUGAGAAGAUGUUUGUUGUUCUCAACAAAGUAGACAUGCUACCACCAGAAAAGAAGAAACAGCAAAUCGAAAAGAUGACUAAGAGGAUGCUGAAGACGUUGGAGUCUACCAAGUUUGCUAAUUGUCCUGUAAUCCCUGUAGCAGCCAAACCUGGAGGUCCUGAUGCACCAGAAGAAGGAGCGGAAGGAAUACAGACUCUUAUUGAGGAGCUGAAGCGUCAGACGUACGUCCCCAAGCGUGACUCCUCUGGUCCCUUGCUCUACUCUGUUGACCAUUGUUUUGGUAUCAGAGGUCAGGGCACUGUGAUGACCGGUACAGUACUCAGUGGCAAAAUCAACAUUGGUGAUAAUGUUGAAGUGCCGUCACUGCAGAUCACACGUAAAGUCAAAUCCAUGCAGAUGUUUCGUAAACCUGUCAACUCGGCCAUCCAGGGUGAUCGUGUAGCUCUGUGUGUUACUCAGUUUGACCCUAAGCUAUUGGAGAGGGGUUUAGUGUGUGCUCCAGGGAUACUGCCCAUAAUAAGCGCUGCCAUUGUAUCAGUACACAGAAUACCAUACUUCAAAGGAACAUGUGCAACAAAGGCAAAGUUUCAUGUGACCAUGGGCCAUGAGACUGUGAUGGGGAAGGUAUCUUUCUUUGGACCAGCCCCUGGUCAUCAAUAUCAACCACAUGCUCAAGCAUCAGAGUUUAACUUUGAACCAGAGUACCUGUACGAAGAAGAACUCCACACGGUGGACAGUACGGGCAAGCAGGAGCAUAACAAGGAGAACAUUCCAGGAGCCACCAGUGAAGGAGAGAAGGAGACGUUGCCAACUCAACAGUGGGCCCUGCUGGAGUUUGAAAAGCCAGUAGCGUGUCCAAGGAACUGCUUAAUCAUCGGGUCAAAAUUAGAUACAGACAUUCAUACCAAUACUUGUAGAUUAGCAUUCCAUGGUAAACUACUACAUGCAAUAACAGACAAGAAUUAUGUUGAAACAGUACUACCUCAACUGAAGAUCUAUAAAACAAAACUAAGAGAAGGACUCAUAGACAGGAUGACAGAUGAGUAUAGUGUGAUUGGCAGGUCAUUGUUCAAGAAGGAGACAAACCUACAAACCUUCACCAAUCUCAAGGUUCAACUCUCGACAGGAGAGGAGGGUGUCAUUGAGGGAGGAUUCGGACAGAGUGGAAAGUUCAAAGUCAGGAUACCAAAUGGAUUGCAAUCAGAAACAGUGCAGAUGCUGAGUGCAUUAGGUGGAAAGAAGAAAGGAAAAAAAGCAAAAGCAGAAUCUGUCCCAGAACCAAGUGCAGCCAAAGAGUCACAUGAAGAGCAUCAACCAAUCAAAAUCAGCCUUAGAUUCAAGAGAUACAUUUAUGACACAAAGAAACAGAUGAUCCAAAAAUGACAAAAACUGUUUAACAGAUAUAUAAUUUCUAUGUAGCAGUCCCUUCAGAGCCUUUUUAAAGAAUUGUUUCAAAUAAUAGUAUUCUUUUAAUAAAUUUACCAUUUUUAUUAUUUUUAUUUUUUAUUAUACAGGUGUUCUUUAAAAGUAGGGUUUAAGAUUGCCAGCCAUUUACCAAAGAUUGAACAGUAAUACAGUCGAAUCUGUUUAUUACAUCUAUACAAGGGAAACAGAAGAACAAAAGCUGCUACUAUAAACAUGGGACCUCAAUAUGCAGCAACCACUAUAGACAGGUGGCCACUAAGACAAUCUGAGUCUGACUGUAUAAUACUCAACUUAAUUUGUGUUGCAAUACAGUUUGAAAAUGUGUUGUUUGUUUGCUCGUGUCUCCCUAGAUCAAGAUUAAUGUAAUCUUGAUCUUCGGAGUAGUUGCUACAACCAACCAGCCCCGGGGUGCGAGAUAGGACUCUUGUACCAUGCCCCCACUUAACACAAUUAUAUAAUAACAAUUAAAAUUACGUUUCACAAGUGUAAAAGAAAGUUAAAAAUCAAAAACGUGAACAAAACCAAAAAUGCCAUAAUCUCCAGAGUAUCUUGAUCGAUCCCUUUUGUUAAUGAAAGCUUAUAGGGCAAAGUUACAGAGUUUUGUCAGGUGCUCUUCAGAGAGUUGUUCUUUCACUUCAUCAUACAGGAGGAUGUCCUUAAUUUGAGUGAUGAGAUACCUCAUGAGCACACAAUCGAUUUUUAAGUGGUAAUAGGUAGGCACCAGUGACUGACUUCUCCUUAUUUCCCCACUAUUCUUAUCCACCCACUCUCUGAAAUCAAGUUUCCUUAGGAUAAGGUCUUUUGGGGGAUCAUUCAUUCGGUCAUCAAAUUUUUGCAAACAACCGGAGCAUCUGCUGAUGAGGCCACAGUCCAUAGAUCGAACUAACGAUCCGUCUAGCAUUGCUUGUGACACCCAGUUUAGCGAGCUUGGUUUCACAGUUUCUCUUGUGAUGAAGCAUGCAGUGAAGAUAUUUUUAUAUACCUUGGAAAUAUACCUUGGAAGUAGGCAUUGUAAGUUAAAAACUUAUUUGCCCCUCGUUGACAUUCGGAUGAAGAAUCCAUAUUUUGACACAUGUUGAAGAUGACUUGAAUCCUUGAAGCUCGAGGUGGCUGCUAUGCCCUACUGAGUGCAAGUUCUCCAUCUGUCCCAAAGAAUGGUUUGCUUGUGUUUCGAAGACCUUUAGACAACUCGUGCCCAAUGUGUGGUAAUUUGUUAAGAUUAGAAUUUUUU